Molecule: messenger RNA, 1389 nt
Organism: Heteronotia binoei (common prickly gecko)
Lineage: Eukaryota; Metazoa; Chordata; Lepidosauria; Squamata; Gekkonidae
Gene: TMBIM4
Product: transmembrane BAX inhibitor motif containing 4
Exons: 6
Coding region: 1-531 (176 amino acids)
Biological process (GO): negative regulation of apoptotic process
Cellular component (GO): membrane
Source: RefSeq, a predicted model, not a curated record
AUGGCUGCGGCGGAUCAGGGCUACUCAAAGACAUCCAUUGAGGACGAUUUUAACUAUGGCAGCAAUGUGGUAUCGGCCAGCGUGCACAUCCGCAUGGAGAUUAAUGGAGCUAGAUCAGUUCUAUAUCAGAAAACUCUUUUGGAAGCACUGACUAUUGCUAUCACUGUGACUUUUUAUGAAGUAUUUGUUGUCCUGCAAGCCUUUAUUCUGACUACGGCUGUAUUUCUGGCUCUCACUGUAUACACUUUACAAUCCAAAAGGGAUUUCAGCAAAGCUGGGCUGUUUGCGUGCUUAUGGAUUCUUCUCCUUUCAGGCUUUCUAAGGAUCAUCUUCUACAGUGAAGUAGCAGAGCUGGUAUUUGCCGCUGCAGGAGCACUUCUGUUCUGUGGAUUUAUUAUAUAUGCAACUCAUCUGCUAAUGCACAAACUAUCUCCUGAAGAAUACAUAUUGGCUUCAAUCAACCUCUAUUUGGACAUCAUCAAUCUGUUUCUACACCUGCUGCGCUUGCUAGAAGCAUUUAAUAAUAAGUAAUUGGGAGUUGCCCUUCAAAACUGUGAGAUUUGGAUAUGGUGUCUAAAUUGUUAAUUUAAGACAUAGAAAAUCUGUGGUGUUCUUGGAAGCUUGUUUUUACAUUCCAGGGCUAUUGAGUGUUUUCAGUACAAAGGAUGCGUUAGAGAGAGCUGCUAUUUAUGAUUCUAUUUUGAGAUCAGUUAAUUACACAUUGCAGUCAUCAUGGUUGUUUUGUGAGGGCUGUAUUGCAUCUGUUUGCGUAUUAUUCUUGAUUGAAAGACUUGUUCAUCAACCACCAAUUGUGUCAAUAAGCAGUAUUAAAUUCUAUUUUAUUUCUGUAGUAAUUGCCACAGAUGUGUCCUUUGAAAUUCACAACUGUGUCUGGAAGGAUGACAUAAAACUGAAUCUCCUUAAUUUUUGCUGUUGCAUCCUGAAUAUUUAAAUAAGACAAAACUGUACUGAUUUCGGUCAUUUUGAAAGCUUACACUAAUACCAUUUUAAGUGGAGUUAUUUCAAAACAUGGCAGUUCUUCCUCUAAUAUGUUUUAAUAUAAUUUUCCUUUAAUAAAAUCCAUAUUAAUAUGCCAAAAUAAUACCAUAUUUUGAAAGGAAUAACCUUGAUGAAGUACAUUGCAUUCUUUGGAUGACUUUGUUCUGGAGGUGGAUAACUGUCAAAAUGUUAUUUACCAGCACAUUCUUCUGUUGUGAAGAUCUGCAGGUUGGUAAUUUUUUAAGAAAUGCAAAAAUAAAAAAAGAACACAUACUUACAAAAAACUUAUGUGCGGAAUGUUGGCAGAACAUGUGAGGCAAUUCCAUUGAACCCACUCUUCUAUUAGAAUGGUAGGAAUGGAUGAAAAUAAAUGAAAUUACUCUUGUGCAA